GACAGGUGGAACUGCGGUACUGGAGAAGCAUGGCGGGUCCUGUCAGCUCGCAGCUGGUUAAGGUUCUCGUCGCGGCUGUGAUCGCGUUCGCCGCCGCGGUCCUGCUGCACGUCCGGGAUCCAUCAGAUGUGCUGUUCGGUAUCGGGUACGGUUAUCCCGAGCUGUGGAGGAAAACCGGCCUGGCGGGAGCUCCGGGACGCGCAGUGACCUGCAUCCUGGCGGGAGCUCUGCUGCUGGCCGCGGGCUGGAUCUACCGGCUACUGUUCGCCCCGCUGGAGCUGCUCAGGAGUCCGGAUGAUGUGGGUUAUUUAACCGAGGACGGCUGCUCUAAAGCCCGGGCUGCGAACGAGGCUCGGAGGAGACGCAAAACUGGAGAAUUACCCCCGGUUUACCCGAACGGCUGGUACCGCGUCCUGGACUCUCACAUGCUGGACAGGGGGGAUGUCAAAAGCGUGACAGUGCUGGGUGAGCAGGUGGCUGUGUUUCGGGGUCAGGAUGGAAAGGCCCAUGUGGUGGAUGCUUACUGCCCCCAUCUAGGUGCCAAUCUGGCUGUAGGGGGCAGAGUUGUGGGGAACUGCAUAGAGUGUCCCUUUCAUGGAUGGCAGUUCCGUGGGACAGAUGGAAAGUGUGUCAGAAUCCCCUACGCUGAGAAAGUCCCUGAGUUUGCCAAGGUGCGCCGCUGGCUGAGCUGUGAGGUUAAUGGCCAGAUCUUGGUUUGGUUCCACUGCGAUGGAGAGGAGCCAGGCUGGACGGUUCCUGAGCAGAAAGAGAUCAGCAGCGGAGAGUGGGUUUACCGCGGACGAACUGAGCACUUCAUUAAUGCUCACAUAGAGGAGAUACCAGAGAAUGCUGCAGAUAUUGCUCACUUGGCCCAUCUCCAUACACCAGGUAUCGUAAGUGGAGUGGAUCUGCGCUACACCAACAGUAAGACUUGGGAGUUUAUUCGCCAUGACUGGAAGGUGGAAUGGAACCCAGAGCCCGAACCCAAUAAGCAUUGCUCUCAGAUGCUGGUGAAACAUGCUCUCACUGUGUUUGGACGCCACUGGCCUCUUCUGGAUGUGAACGUGGUGGCAAGGCAGGUGGGUCCAGGUGUGGUGUUCCUGCUGUUCAAUCACAGCUUUCUGGGUCGUGGUGUGAUUUUGCACUGCGUGACCCCAGUCGAGCCGCUAGUGCAGUGUGUAUCACAUUCCAUCUUCUACCAAAGCAACAUUCCUCCACUGGUGCCAAAGUUCAUCCUGCGAGCAGAGUGUAUUCAGUUCGAGCGGGACGUGAUGAUCUGGAACAACAAGAAGUACAUCUCUAAUCCCAUGCUAGUAAAGGAGGACUCGGCCAUUCAGAAGCAUCGGCGCUGGUUCAGUCAGUUUUAUAGCGAGAACAGCCCCCGUCUACGCUUUCAACACGACACACUUGACUUCUGAGCGAACACGCUCAGCCUGGACUCAAGAUGCUAUGCAACUGUUCAUCAAACAACAAGGACUUUUUUGCAUUGGACAAUUAUGUAAAUAAUCUGGGAGGAAAGAACCCAUUAAAGGAUUAAAUUCUGCUGCUGUGACUUACACUGAGCUCCAACUCUACAAUAUUCAGAUGUGUUUCUAUACAGAGCAGAAAAUCUAUACCCGAGUGAAUAUGAUAAUGGUAGAAUUUUUUCCCUUUGUUUUAAGGACCCAGAGUCCUUGCUGAAGUGCCUCGGUAAAUUGUGAAUCAUCGGACGAAUGCUAACUCUUUAAGGUCUACUUACGCUUGACUUUAUUGCACUGCGAUCAGGGUUAUUUAACACGUCUCUGACUGAAGAGUUCUUUCAGCUAAUGUAAGCAAUAACAGUUGAAGCCUGGAAGCCACAAGACGUGAUCACGUCUACACUGUGAAUGAACAGGAUGUUCUCCUUAUAAAUGAAUAAAAUAUGGUGCAAUAAAUCAUUAAAA
This is a messenger RNA of Trichomycterus rosablanca, 1922 nucleotides long. RefSeq names its product cholesterol 7-desaturase nvd. Gene Ontology annotation, biological process: cholesterol metabolic process. The transcript has 8 exons. Bases 30 to 1418 code for a protein of 462 amino acids. Lineage: Eukaryota; Metazoa; Chordata; Actinopteri; Siluriformes; Trichomycteridae. The record is from RefSeq and is a predicted model, not a curated record. Gene Ontology annotation, molecular function: oxidoreductase activity; 2 iron, 2 sulfur cluster binding.